CAACGUUUUGGAGUGUGCUGCAGUUCAUAUCCCUGUAGACUGCCCUACGGCACAGUAUAGACAAGCCCUAAAGUUACUCAUGUAUAUUCAUAGGACUGGGGCCUUGACCACGUAAUGAGACAAGCCUGUUUUGUGGACUGACCUUACAGUCCUUUUUCAGACAACACGAACUAAAUCAAAGGAGAGCUGUGUGCAAUGACAGAUUGCAGGAAGGAAGUUCUUUACAUUUGUGGUGUACAUUACUGAAAAAAGGACUGCUAUAAAUUAUUUAAAAUUUUUUUAGUAGUCUUAGUAGGACUUCACAAAUCUGCCCUCUGCUGGUUUAUACAGUUUAGUAGUCACACAAAAUACAGUGUGCUAUUCUCACUCCUCAGCAAAGAAUUAAUAGCAGAGUCUGUAAGGACAUUUUGUAUUAUUAAAAAUUCCUUAUUUUAACAAACUAUUCUAUCGUACAUUAAGAAUUCUGAUCAAUGACAACUGUCAAAAUAAAAAAAGAUUUUGUGAUGCAUUAUUCUUGGGGCCUUUUUUUAAUUGUGUGUUCAUCUCCUUGCUCAUUCCUAACAUUCAGAAAUUUGAAAUGAGUGUCCCUAUUAUUAAUGGGAAUCAGAGAGAGAUUUUAAUAUGCCAUACACUGGUUUUGUGCUAAUUUUUUAAAGGAUUUUUUCCUUUGGUGAAUUACAUAAUGGUUAUAAUUAAACAAAAUUAGGUCAGUGAUAGCACCUGUAGGGUUCAUAAAAUGUACCUUUGCCUCAUGAAGAAUGGCAUUAAUGAAAUAUUGAGACAUUUUUCCAAACUUGGUGCCUGAAAUUAUGCACUUAAAUUAAAAUCUGAUUUUCAAAGGUUCUGAACAAACAAAACUUCUGUUCCUGCUAAUCAUGCUAUCAGUUAUACACAUUCAGCUCAGACUGAUGUCAGUGGAAGCUGUAUACAGACUGGGGGUAUUAUAUGCCCAAGUGAUUAAUGUGACAGUAUUUAAGUAACGUAACAAAGAACGGUUCAUUACUAUUUUGGACACUAUGGGCCAAAUUCAUCCAUGGUGUAAUGCUACUGAGGUGAAUGGGUUUACGUUAGCACAAUGAGAUUAAAGACAGGUUAUAUAAAUAGAAGGAAUAUGCAAUCUUGCAACAAUGAACAGUUCACCAUUAGUCCAUGCUUCUUUCUUUUAAAGUAAAAAUAAUAUGUGAAUGACUACAAGGUAAAAAAAAUUCUUCAUCAAAAACCUCCUAGACAAAUACUUUAUAUCUCAAGCACUCACAGGAAAACAAAAUGCUAAAAGAGGAACUAUUACAUUGACAUAUAAAUGAACGAGCCCCAUCCUGAGUGAUGUUGAGUGCCUUCAACUCCCACUGAAGCCAAUGGGCAUUGCAGGUGCUCAGCACCUUCGAGGAUCAGAAUCCAAGCUUCCCAGUUGUUUUUACUUUCUACAUGGUAAAGUUAAAUUUUCUCUCUUUAAGGCUCUUUUGAAAUUCUCACUGACGUUCUAAUUAGUGAUAAGCAAACCUCAAGACAGAGACAGCCUGAGCAUUUUUUGAUCACAUCUGCAAAUUUUAAUUUUGCUAAGUCUCUCCAACCACAACACAAUGAAUUCCUAUCCAUCACUGUCAACCCACUUUGCACAAUGCUAAUUUCCAGAUUAUGGGUAGGGUGAGCCAGGUGGUUGUUUGAGAUAUGCCUCAGAUAUAAUGGAUGCGACAUAAAAAGUGUGCGUAUGUGUGUUUUGUUUGGUUCCCUUAGUCUUCUGCUGCAGAAGCGGAACCUAUUGUUUGAUCCUUUCAACCUUCGUGAUCAGUUAACCUAGUUUUAUAGUUCAUUUGAAACAGACUUUUAAAAUGAAAGCUGAGACUCUCUUUACAUUUCUAGUGUCUACAAUAAGGAGAGAUCACAGCCUUCUGAGGGUCCCAAAGACCUCAACAGAUUCUCAGAUUCAGAAAGAUCUGGAUGAGCAUUGUAAUAUCUGGGUGUUUAUCUGAACUUUUGAUAGAAGCUAAAUGCACUGAGAUAUCUGCUCAUCUCCAGCUGCUGUAAAAAGUCUCAGGCCAGACCCAAACAUCGUACUUAUACCUUUAAUUUACUCUUUACAAACUGGACCCCAUCAAACCCCAUUACAUUCCUACAGGGCUUAUUCUCAUUGUCUCUAUGACCUAUUCAUUCUCAAUUUCCCCUUAACCAGCUUCUCUUUCCUCUACUAUUUUAGACUUCCCAGUUAUCUUUGUCCUCGAUGUAAAUCUUGCUGUCAGCUGCUAAUGUGAUCCUAGACUCUAUACUGCUUUUCUCUGGCAUGGAUUGUAUUCUGAAGCACUUCAGGCAAACACUAUGGACCCCAAGAUCACAGUAUUACAAAACACUGAAGGUACUACUAGUAGCAUGAAAACUGGAUGAGCAUUUAAGGAUGGAGAGGAGGUAGGGGGGCUACAAUAGGUGUGUGGGAAGGGGAACAAUUUAUUCAGACAGACAUAUGGCCUGAAAUACAGAAUAGGGUAAUAGUGACGUAAGGGGAAAGAUGGGUAGGUGAGAAAAAAAAUCAUGACAGCUAAGACAGAAGAGAGAGGAAGGCAGUAUUUCUGGAUGGUUCAAUAUUUUCUUUGGAACUAGUCCUCCAAGCCCUAAUGUAAACUCUUUUAUCAAGGCUUCAUCAGCAGUGUUUCUUACUGGAAAUUCUUUAUAAUUUAAACUUCAUAUUCUUUAUGCAUCAAUAUUUUACAGCUACUAGCAUGGCAGUAAGUGGAGUUCAUUACUAGCUAGUUACUAUGGCAUACAUUUCUUCGGUAAAGCAAAAGCAUGAAUUGAGGCAAAAACAAGGUACUAUACCUUCUUCUUCGAGCGCUGGUCGCUAUAUGGAUUCCAAAUGUGGGUGUGCAUGUGAGCCAUGCGCUGGAGCCGAAAGACUCUGUAGCAGUGUCUAUUGACCUGCACAUGCACUGUUCGUCCACCUCAUGUUUGCAGCUACAACAGGCCGUGCAGUUCAACAUUGUUCAACUUCCCUCUUACAGCCACAUGGCUAGAGUCAGAACCCGUCCAUUCGCACUCCCAGCUUCGUGAGUGAUUUCUUCUCUGUUUGCUAUGUGUAGAUAUUUGUAUAUUGUUGUUCAUAGUGUUACCUAGUUGUACUCAGUUGUGGAUUAACACAAAGGCCCACAAGACUCAAGCCCAGGGGCCCAGCCAAUUUGGGGGCCCCCAGAAAAAUCUUUAUAAUAGAUCCAUAAAUACUGCUAUAAUCCAGAAUCUAAUUAGUGAUUUUUUUCUUGUUGCUUUCCUGGGUUUUUUCCCCCUUUUUUAAAAGCCAUUUUUUGUGUAGUUUGUUGUUGUAAAUCAAGUAUCGUAGUACAACUCAGGCACUGUAAGUAGAUAUAUUUAAAUAUACUGUGGGCCAUCUAUACCGUAUGCAAAGGACUUCUAUUUUUUGGUACUUAAAAAUUUGUUUCUUUUUAGCUGUUUUUGAAUUUUAAGUACAUAAGCUAAAAUAUUUUUCCAGGGCUUUUGCUUUUAAAUGUACUGUAAUAUGUACAAUUCUUUUUCUGUUACUUGUCAACAAACUUUGAGACACUCCUGUUGCAAUAUGCAAAUAACUUGCUGCACGAUUGGUCAGAUGCCAACAGUUUCCGUUAGAAUUGACAGAGAAUAAAAAAGAAUCUUACCGCCACUGUAUUUGUUUAUGAAAUCCACAGUAUGGAUAAGUGUCACUUAAGGAGAAGUGCUAAGAGAAAGCUGAAACAAGCAAAAGAGGUUAAAGAAGUUGCUUUGCUACAAAAGAUACCAACAAUAAAUCAAUACUUCAAGGAGAAACAGUGGAUAAAGAGGAAAACAUUGGUCUGGCGGACACUAUUGCUAACAGUGGUAGCCUUGGCCUUCAAGAGGAGGAAACUAUAGAUCAGGACCUGCCAGAGGCAGGCAAGCCAGGACUGAGUUAUACUGGUGAGACAAAUGCAAUACAAGCAGAUGAAUUUAGCAACAAUCCUGCGUUGUGGAAUAACAUUGAUGAAAGUUUCAGGAGUUCUUUUGGAUUGCUAUGGGUUCAGCUGCUUUUUGUCAAAACAAAAACAUUAAAAAAUUCUCUGCUUCUGCUCAAGUGAUUGGACAGAAGAUGUGUUGGCUGUCUGAAGAUCUAUUCUCUUGUCAGCCGCACAACAGUGAACUUGUUAUGUGAGACUGGCUUAUUUACUCACUGGAAAUGUUUACUGCUUUGCCCGCAAACUUCUUUCAAUCAAAACACAUGCCUUUAUCGAAUGAUUGAGUGAUUGGAAACACCAUGAACAUUUUUCUGAACAUGAGAAAAGCUUGGACCACUGAAAUUGUAUGCUGGCAUGGAUACGGCAUGCAAAGGCAACAGGUACAGUUGAUGUGGGCCUCGCUCAGCAGUUUCAGGCAGAAUGUCAGUACUGUAGAGAUGUCUUUAACCACGUUGUAGCAGUUAUUAAGUUCUUAAGUGAGCAUGGACUCACAUUCCAUGGUCACAAUGGCAUAACUUUGGGACCCUGUUCUUAAAAGGGUUUAAAAUGACCAGCUUGCAGUUACAGAAAAGCGACUGAAUGCAGUAAUUCAGUUACUGCAAUCACUAGAAUCAUUUCUGGCUUCUCUAUGAGAAGAAUUUGAGAAUUUUGAAAAUGCUGCUAAAAACACAUGCAAGACUCUUUCACAGAAAUAUCCAAGUGAUCUGACUCAUUCUCAAAAACAAAAACAGUUAGCAGAUAACUUGGAAGAACCUGAGGUUUUACUUGAGGGAAGUCAAAAGUUUCACAUUGAGACUUUUUCUGUUGUAAUCGAUCAGUUAUUAAGCUUGUCUUCAUCACCAACUGGAUGCCUGCCUAUAGGUUGUUGAACGACUGCUUUGGAGUACUAUUUGAAAACAAAUUGCUGGACAUUUCUGACAUUCACAAGUGUGCAGCUCAACUUGCUGCAGUUUACCCCAGUGACUUGGAACAAAAUUUUCCCAGUGAACUCAGACAGUUCAAAUUCUUUGUACAAAUGAAAGUUUUAAGGCAAAGUGACCUUCAAUCAACAUUCCUUAAUGUGAAUGUUGCUCUCAGAAUUUUCCUGACCCUACCAGUUACAAAUUGUGAACAAGAAUGUACAUUUUCGAAGAUGGCAAGGAUAAAAAAUGAACUGAGAUCAACAAUGCACUAAAAACAUCUGAAUGCAUUAUCUCUAAUGGCAGCUGAGUCAGAACUGGUUUGACAAAUGGCCUGUGACGACAUUAUACAUGAUUUUUCCUACCUCAAAACUCGGAAGAAAACGAUCAUUUAAAAAGAGGUGGAGGAAACCCCAAAUGGAACAAUGCCCCAGAAUCCAGGCUUCAAGAAAGGUGUCACCUGCCCGCACUCAUUUUCACCAGGGCUGCACUGCUCAGGGCAGCCCACAUCGCCAACCAAUGUGCAACCUGUAAAUCCUUCCUGCCACGGAAGCAGGAGGCCCAAGAACUUUGACUUUGGGAGUUCCUCAUGGAGGAGGCCAUGCGCCCGUGGGCGUGUUCCCAUAUGAAACUGCCGAUGCACCGUCUGUCACAGACAGUUAGUGCUCCACUGAGCCUCUCUCAGGCACAGAUCCCAAUGGUACUGAGAACAUCGGACAAGCCAGCCAUGAGCAGAAGAAACAGGGCCAUGGGCAUAAGGGCAGAUCCCUGUCCAGGACUGCCCAAAAAUGCAGCAUUGCCUCCCCAAGCAGUGCCAGGUUGGGGAAGAAGUCACAUGUUGACCCGGCUGCUCCAACUCCCAAGCUCCCCUGGCUCAAGGGUAAGGACAAGCACCUGUGGAAGCUCUGAUUAUUGCACUGGCACCUGCACGCCUACUGCCUGUACCGCCAAUGCUGCCUGGAGCCUCGGGGUCAUCCCAUGCAACUCCUUGUACUCCUAGCCGCCUUAACCUGCUGAUGUCUACUGAAGAACUGCUACUCCUGUACCCUGGUUCUCCUCUGCUUCCCACUGACCAUCUCCGUCCUGCCUGGCAGAUAAACCAUUACUGCUGCUGUCUGAGUGGUGCAUCCCUUUUCCCCACCUCGACCCUCUGGUACCAAUGGCACCACCAUUGCCAGAACCAUCCUCCAACUUCGAGGGCUUCAUUCUCGCCAGCCCCCCAACAGAAUUCAUAGCCAUGGCACAUACCUCCUCACUUGCCCCGGCUUAUGACCCUGGUGCGAACCACCCAUGCUCGGAGACCUUUACUACUGGGCACCUUAAGAUCCUUACCAAGAGUGCCCUGCCUUGUUUGUAGCUUCGUACCAGCUGUCCCCAGUGUGCCCACUGGUGCCCUCUGUGCAUGAGAAGGAGGAAGGAGAGAUGGAAAUGGUACUGCCAGUUCUCACAGAGGCCUGUUCCUUCCCAGAUGAGGCGCUCAUUCCAACUGCUCUGUCCCCACCAGACGACCACCGCCAAUAUCAGGCGUUAUUUACACUUGCACUCCUGUUGGAGGAGGUCCAGGACACCCAGCAUCAACAGCCGGACAUCCUCCAAUGCCAGGGACCCUCAUGGAUGGCUCUCCCCAUUAACAAGGCUAUCCUGCAACCGGCUCAGAUGGUAUGACAUACCUUUGCCUCCUGCACCCACGCCCCGAAGAGGGCAGAAAGAUGGUACUUUGUCCCCACCCAGGGCGUGGAGUUUCUCUUUACUCACCCACACCCAACUCCUUGGUGGUCUGGUUGGUGGCUCUCAACAUAAAGGACGCCUAUUUCCACAUCGAUAUUCAGCCAGCCCAUCGAAAGUUGCUCCGCUUCACACUGGGGCACAGCCCUUACCAAUUUCAGGUCCUGCCUUUCGGCACAGCAAUGACUCCAAAUUCUUCGCUGUCAUAGCAACACAGAUGUGCAGCCUUGGCCACUCUAGUUUUCUUUACCUGGACAAAUGGCUCCUUGCUGCACUCCUCCACCCCUGCCUACUCUCUGCCAUCUUCCCUCUCCAUCCAUCUCUCGGGGUCUGCUUCAACAAGGAGAAGUCAGUCCUUAUCCCUACCCAGAUGAUCAACUUUACCGGGGCAUGGCUCGAUUCCAUCGCAGCAUGGGUCUUCCUUCCAGCGGACCACUUCAUCACCAUCAUGAAUCAAACUGCUGGCCUGUGCUGCAACCCCCACAUCACUAUCCACUGCUGCCUCCCUCUUCUUGGACAUCUGACAGUAUGCACCUCGGUCAUGCCACAUGCCCGUCUUCACGUGUUGCCUUCAGCUUGGCUCCUCUCUGUCUAAAGACAACGUGACCACCUGGACAGCAAGAUCCUGAUUCCCCAGCCGGCACUACUGUCCUUCAUCUGGUGGACCAACUCUACCCACCUGCUGGUCAGUACUCCCUUCAAGCCAGGAUCACAAAAGACGCCUCCCUCACGGGUGAGGGUGCUCUCUAGGAAGCCACACUGCACGGGGCAUCUGGAUGCCUCGAGAAGCCAGGAUGCACGUAAACCUCAUAGAACUGCGGGCAGUCUAUCUCACCCACCAGACAUCUCUUCCCCACAUACAGGCCAAACACAUCCAAAUGUUCUCUAACAACAUUGCAGUGGUGGUCUACAUCAAAAAACAGUCAGCGCCAGAACUCCCUCCCUCUAUUCAGAGUCCAUCCAUCUCUCAAACUAGGAUAUCAAACAUCAUCACACUCCAGGCUAUGUAUCUUCCUGGCACCCACCAAUGCGCUCAGUAUGAUUCUCUGCCUGAACCACGAGUGGGAACUGCACGACAACAUCCUGUGGUACCUUUUCCACAAGUGGGGCACACAGCAAUUGGAUUUCUCUGCCACUUGCGAGAAUCACAAACUUCCGCUUUACUGUUCCAGGGGAGCUGCCUUUCCUCCCAUAUCCUCCUCCCGCAAAUCCUAUGCAAGAUUUGCUGGACUCGAGCCCUAUUUUGGCCCCGUCAGGUUUGGUUCAUGGACCUCCUGAACCUCUCCACCCAAACACCACUCUGCCUCCACGCACUACCAGAUCUCCUCACGCAGGACCGGGGCCAACUCCAACAUCCCAAACCUGACCCUCUUCACCUCACAGCUUGUUUUUUGGAUGGAGUUUGGAGAUAGACAGUGCAUGCUCCAUCUGUGUGCGACGUAUCCUCAACCAAAGAACUGGGCAUCCACCGGGACCUGCUUGUGAUGUUACUGACAUGAACUGCGACCGUAUAGAUCAUCGUUGCAACCAAAGUCCUAUAGUUGCACCAAACCUUGUACAAAGGAGGUCAGGUAAGGUGUCUAUGGAAAAGUUGUAAUUUGCUGUUUAUGAUUAUGCUGAUAUUACCUCUUACACCUCCUCCAGCUGCUUCU
Gopherus evgoodei (Goodes thornscrub tortoise) is the source of this 8223-nucleotide messenger RNA. RefSeq lists its product as uncharacterized. Lineage: Eukaryota; Metazoa; Chordata; Testudines; Testudinidae. The record is from RefSeq and is a predicted model, not a curated record. The transcript is spliced from 2 exons. The coding region runs from base 6249 to 7166 and encodes 305 amino acids.